AUGGGCAUCAGGAAGCAGAGCAAGCUGCCUCAGGCGGCGGCGCUGAAGCAGAUCCUGCGGCGGUGCUCGAGCCUCGGCAAGAGGAGCCACGUGUGCGCCGACGACAGCGGCGGAGGCGCGGACGUGCCGAGGGGCCACUUUCCGGUCUACGUGGGCGAGAACCGGACCCGGUACGUCGUGCCGAUUUCUUACCUGACCCGACCCGAAUUCCUGGGCCUUCUGAGGCGGGCCGAGGAGGAGUUCGGGUUCGAGCACGAAAUGGGCCUCACCAUACCUUGCGAAGAAGGCCUUUUCGAGUCCCUAACCUCAGUGCUCGGAUAA
Messenger RNA from Striga hermonthica, 321 nucleotides. The record is from the annotation of a GenBank genome assembly. NCBI's taxonomy places the organism in Eukaryota, Viridiplantae, Streptophyta, Magnoliopsida, Lamiales, Orobanchaceae.